GACUUGAAACACCCACAAGCCUAAAUUUUGCGUAACAGGAUGAGCAAUCCACUGAUCUACACCCUGUUUCCCCUUCUAGAACGUGGGUCGGUUCAGUUUGUUUUAAGAUCAGUUUUUUUGAUUUUGUUUUUUAAAGAGAACCGCCCAACUGGUCGAGUUGAGUGAGUUGUUGUGAGUGAGCAGCACAGACCUCUUGAGAGUCCAUAUACCGGCGAGGCGCAGUGUUCAGAAGAGUUGGUAACUCUAGAUAAGGACUGGUACGGUUGACGAGAAGACGCGGGGCAGGCAUGGGUUGCAGCCACAGCAAGAGGAAAAGCAAAGUGAAAGAGGAAGAGAAGACUGUGAAGGAGGUCAACAACAGUCAAGAUGGAGGAGGAGGUAAAGUCCCUCUGGAGGAGCUGAACGUGGGUCUAGAAGCAGAGAAGCAGCUGGGUCAGUAUGAGUGGCAGCUGAAGAUCCUACGGGAGGUGCUGUCUGCCUCUGGGACCCAGGAGAGGGAGGAGCUACUAAAAGACCCAACCCAAGGAGAGCUCUGUGCCCUGGUCCACAACAUCAUUGAGAAGGUGGAAACAGAGACGGCUGCUGACCUGACUGUUCUCUAUGUGGAGAAGAGCCAGAGGACCGCAGAGCAGCACGAGAGGCAGCUGGAAGAGCGGCAGAGGAGACAGAGUGAAGAGAGAAAACGGCUAACCGAGACACACCAGGCAGCAGAGAAAGUGUUGAAGGAGGAGGUAGAGGAGCUGACGACAGAGCUACACGUGUACAAUCAGUUAAAGAAGAGAGUUGACGAGUCUACCUUCAAGAAGGACCUGCAGCGGAACAUUCAGGCCCAUGGCAGUCCUGGGCCAUUCUGGGAGCAGGAGCAGGAGAGUCUGCUGUUUGUCAUUGAGAUGAAGAGUGAAUGUAUUCAGGAGCAGGGAAACAAACUGCUACAGAUGCAGGUUCUGGUGGAGAAGAAUCUGUCUCUGGAAGACCAGGUCAUAACUGUUUUACAGCAGAACGAGGACCUGACGGUUCGGAUUGACAACCAUCAAAGCCUUAUACAGCAGCUCUCCAAGGAGCACCAGGACCUCCAAGGGACGUUAGACAGGCAGACAGGUCUCUGUCAGAGGCUCACCCAGGAGAAAGAGCAACUCAUGUUUAAACUGAAACACAGAGACUCCUGUCCUACUUUCCCAUCCUUCCCCAUAGUGUCUGAGAUCUCCCCCAGCUGAUCCACCCAGACCAAACAGGUCAAUCAGUUACUUCUGUCUUAAUCCUGUCUAGGGUUGCAAGCAUGGAUCCGUUAACGUUCCCAAAAUUCUAAAAUCAUUUUUUUCAGUAAUCCCUGAUUGGAGGAUUCCAAGAAUCAGGAAGUAACAUACACGGAGGGAUUUCUCCAACCUGGAGUUUUUCCAAGUGAAAUUUCUGAAUAAUCUGUGUAUUGUGGGAACGUUUCGGGGCUUUUGCAACCCUACUGUAAUCCUACUUUGCCAACCAAAGUCCAGGUACCUUUACAAAGGGCUAUAGUCACAUGUUUGAUGGAACCUGAUGCCAAAAAUGUAGUUUUUUUUUCUCCGGUUUUAUACCUGCUGUGCCGUAGAGUAAUGUUUCUGUAGCAGUAUGGUAUUCAUACAACAGGACUUUUUUUGUGUGUGGGGGGGGGGGUGGCAUUGGGCACAGCCAUGCACUGUUGGACUGCCCUGACACCCUGCUGUUCAACUGAGAUUCUCAUAGUUGUGUUACUGUUCAACUGAGAUUAUAGGUGAAUGUGACAGUGUUCACUUUGAUGGUUUGAGUUGCAGUUGGAGAGGCAGGUGUUUAAUCAUGUAGUACGUAGCUAGUAGCUACAUCUUUUUAUCUACCUUCUUCCUGAGACACUAUUACGACGUCUGUCAAAGUUUUACGUCACUGAAUAAGGAGUAAAUGUUACAGGAUAUAAUGCAGUAUAAACAAUUUAAACAGUAACUUUAGACAACAGCUUUUGUAUUAGGGAUAUGUUUUGACUUUUUUGUUUCAUACAAAAUGGGAAAUGGAUUGCCAUGGUUAUUUUAUUUUUGCAGAUGAGGACAUUUUUGUGAUAUUUUUCUUUUAAGUUACAAAGAACCAAAAGCACUUCUCAGUGUUUUUAAUUUGUAUUUCUUCUGAUGCACUAGCACUUUUAAUCAGUAUUUUACUAGUACUAAAUGUGAGAAAGGUUGCUGUAAAAAAUAAUUUUUUACUCUUGUUUACUCCUGUGUUUUACAUUUUGUUUGUUUACAUUGGCAUUUGAAUAAUUUAGCCAACGCUCCACAAAGGCAGCGGAUAGAUCUAGGAGGAGAGAGCGAGAGCUUGAGUUACAAUAAACAUCUGCAUCUGAACCACUGUA
Molecule: messenger RNA, 2347 nt
Organism: Oncorhynchus masou masou (cherry salmon)
Lineage: Eukaryota; Metazoa; Chordata; Actinopteri; Salmoniformes; Salmonidae
Product: coiled-coil domain-containing protein 69-like
Exons: 9
Coding region: 288-1214 (308 amino acids)
Cellular component (GO): cytoplasm; nucleus
Molecular function (GO): microtubule binding
Source: RefSeq, a predicted model, not a curated record